AUGGAUCGAAUCGAUUAUUUAACAUUCUUCGUCAAUGGAACAGAAAUCAUUGCCCGGGAUUGUCAACCAGAAUGGACUCUAUUGUGGUAUUUGAGAAACAAAUGUCAUUUGACUGGUCCGAAGUUAGGAUGUGGAGAAGGUGGUUGUGGUGCAUGUACUGUGCUGAUUUCCCAUCACGACGAAGCAUCAGACAAGAUUGUUCAUCGAGCAGUCAAUGGAUGUCUAGUUUCGAUUUGUUCGGUGGAUGGAUGUCAUAUAACGACAGUCGAAGGUCUUAGUAGUAUAAAGGACGAUUCGUUACAUCCAAUACAACAACGUUUCGCUGAACUGUAUGCAUCACAGUGUGGUUUUUGUACGCCGGGGAUGGUCAUGGCAUUGUAUGGUACGCUGAAUAAUAUCGAAAACCCGACAAUGAAGGAUAUUGAAGAUUCCUUUGAUGGCAAUCUAUGCCGUUGCACUGGUUAUCGGCCAAUAUUAGACGCAGCAAAAACAUUCGCAUGUGACAAACAAUCAGUUGAUUGUAAUAAAAAUCAAUCAGUCGACCCUACAACGAUUAUCAGUACAACGGAAAAUAAACUACUGAACUAUAGUGAUACGCAGUGUCCUGUUUUUUUAUUUCCGCCAUCAUUGUUGAAGCACAAAGUACAAUCGAUACACAUCUCAGGUAAAUCUUCCGAAUGGUAUCGUUCAACGUCAUUGGCCGAACUUAUCGCAUUGAAGAGAGAACAUCCAACAGCAAAAAUAGUUUCUGGUCAUACAAUGGUUCAGAUGGAUCGAAAGUUUAAGGAUAAAAAGUAUUCUGUUCUAAUUGCUAUUUCACAAAUUUCAGAAUUAAAUGUGAUAGAGAAAUCCGAGCAUGGUAUGACCAUCGGUGCUUGUACAACAAUUGCAAAAUUCAAAGAGUACUGUCAAUCAUGUUUACAGGCAUUACCAUCACACCAGAUGCGAACAUGUCAAGCACUUUUAAGCCAGUUGAACAUUUUCGGUUCACAACAAAUUCGAAACCUGGCAACCGUGGGUGGUAAUAUCAUGCAUGGAUCGCCCAUAUCGAGUUUAAAUCCUGUUUUACAAGCAUGUGAUGCAAAAUUGAAAUUAAUCAAUUGUAAUAAUAGUGAAGAAUAUGAAAUACCUUUACGCGAAUUCUGCUUAUUGAAGAAGAAAUUGGGUGUGGAACAUAACCAAAUUUUGGUAUCAGUUUAUAUUCCUUUUGCAGAGAAAAAUGAAUAUUUACAAUCGUACAAGCAAUCGAAACGACGAAAAUUGGAUAUUCCUAUCAUAACCUGUGCGUUUCAAGUGAAAUUAGAACAAGUUUCGAUACAAGUUAAUGAGUGUGCACCAGACUUGAAGUGGAAGAUCCAAUCGACAUGUCUGGCGCUGGGCAGUAUGGCUCCGUACACAAUCACGAUGAGCAAAACACAAGAUUACCUUCGAGAUAGACCGUGGUGCAGACAAACAAUGAAAGAUGCAUUGAAAUGUUUACUUAAUGAAUUACCAUUGGACGAAUUCAGCCCAGGAGGGCAACCAGAAUAUCGUCGAACAUUGAUGACGUCAUUUUUCUUCAAAUUUUAUCUGUUCGUAACUGAACAAUUACGAGAAACUCGUCCGGAGAUAUCAACAGAUGAAUUGUCUCCAAGUGAACUAUCGAUAGCAACACCAUACAUACGAAAUCUCUCGCGCGGUGAACAAGAAUUUCAGUCAAAGCCGAAUUCAAAUUACAUUGUCGGUUCGUCCCAUACACACAAUAGUGCUUCUGUACAUGGAACAGGAGAAGCGAAAUAUACUUGCGAUAUACCAACACCUUCCGAUGGUUUAUAUUCUGCUCUUGUCUUAAGUACAGAACCCUAUGCAAAAAUUCUCUCGAUUGACACAACACAAGCUGAAGCAAUGCCCGGUUUCAAAGCAUUCAUUAGUCAUUUGGAUGUUACCGGUAGUCUUAUGACCGGUGAUGUUGUAAACGAUGAAGAAGUAUUUCCAACAACAACUAUUUAUUGUAUUGGCACAAUAAUUGGUAUGGUUGUUGCGGACAGUGAAGAAGGAGCACAACAAGCAUCGAAGUUGAUUCAAGUAAAAUAUGAAUGUUUAGAACCGUUGAUUGUCACCAUCGAUCAAGCAGUUGAACAUCAGUCGUACUCAGGACGAGAACUUUCUUUAAAAUUCGGCGACAUUGAACAAGGCUUCCAAGAAUCUGAACAUAUCAUCAAUGGUGAAUUCUAUAUGGGUGGUCAGGAACAUUUUUAUUUGGAAACAAAUUGCUGUUUGGCUAUACCGCAUGAACGUGGCGAAUUGGAAAUCUAUGCAUCAACACAGAAUGCAACCGGGGUUCAGGAAAAGGUCGCUGCAGCAUUAGGUAUACCCAGCCAUAAAAUAGUUGUUCACGUCAAACGAAUCGGUGGAGGAUUUGGUGGUAAGGAUUCCAUUCGUCACAUAAGACUCUGCAUUGCCGUUUCCAUUGCUGCUUUGAAAUUAAAACGACCCGUUCGCUUAACACUCGAUCGAAAUACCGAUAUGUUAAUCANUGUGUCACAUCUCUGUUAA
This is a messenger RNA of Adineta ricciae, 2535 nucleotides long. The record is from the annotation of a GenBank genome assembly. NCBI's taxonomy places the organism in Eukaryota, Metazoa, Rotifera, Eurotatoria, Adinetida, Adinetidae.